Molecule: messenger RNA, 3075 nt
Organism: Lampris incognitus (smalleye Pacific opah)
Lineage: Eukaryota; Metazoa; Chordata; Actinopteri; Lampriformes; Lampridae
Product: contactin-4
Exons: 22
Coding region: 4-3075 (1023 amino acids)
Biological process (GO): cell-cell adhesion
Molecular function (GO): protein binding
Source: RefSeq, a predicted model, not a curated record
AAAAUGAAGAUGUUGUUGCCAUGGGAACUGUUAAUCCUUCUGUCACUCAAAGAGUGCCUUGCUGAGAAUACACGCCAUGGUCCUGUCUUCACCCAAGAACCCAGCGACAGUAUAUUCCCAUUAGGCUCUGGAGAUAACCAGGUGUUCAUUAAUUGCAAAGCAAAGGGAAACCCACCUCCACGUUAUAAGUGGAAAGUGAAUGGCAGAGGAAUUGAUAUGAAGUUGGAUCAACAGUAUAGUCUUGUAGAGGGGAAUCUGUUGAUAAGUAACCCUCAUGCCAUCAGCCAUGGAGGGGUUUACCAGUGCAGCGCCACUAACUCAUUUGGAACCGUUGUCAGCAGGGAGGCUACAGUUCAAUUUGCAUUUCUACAAAACUUCGCCAGGAAGCCAAGGAACACAGUUUUGGUGAGAGAAGGCCAGGCUGUGGUUCUGCUAUGUGGACCACCGCCCCAUAAUGGAGAAAUUAAAUAUUCUUGGGCUUUCAAUGGACAUCCCAGUUUCCUGCAACAGGACACCCGUCGCUUCAUCUCACAGAGGACAGGGAACUUGUACAUUGCCAAAGUUGAGGCAUCGGAUGUGGGGAACUACACAUGUGUGGUGAGAAACAUUAUGACCAAUGCCACUGUGUUCAGCUCUCCAACCCCUGUGGUUCUCCGAAAGGAUGCGAUGAUGGGUGAAUAUGAGCCAAAGAUUGAGGUUCAGUUUCUUGAAACCCUCCUUGUCUCAAAAGGAUCAUCAGUGAAGCUGGAAUGCUUUGCCUUAGGAAAUCCAGUGCCUUCCAUCUCAUGGAGAAGAGCUGAUGGAAAUCCCUUCCCUGGCAAAAUCAAAAUCAACCACUCCAACGGGGUUCUUGAGAUCCCAUAUUUCCGUCCAGAGGAUGCUGGUGUGUAUGAGUGUGUAGCUGAAAAUAGCAGAGGAAGAACUGUUGCAAAAGGACAACUCGUAUUCAAUGAUGUUCAACAUCUGCACUGGGUCCAGACCCUGAAAGAUGCUCACAUGGCUAUUGAGGCUAAUCUGCAGUGGGAAUGCAGGGCCAGUGGCAAACCUAAGCCCACAUACAGAUGGCUGAAAAAUGGGCAGCCACUGGCACUAAAGGGGAGGGUACAUGUGGAUGGGGGUAGAUUGGCCAUAUCCAGAAUUAGUCUAACGGACUCUGGCAUGUAUCAGUGUCUGGCAGAAAAUGAACACGGAGCCAUCUAUGCCAGUGCUGAGCUCAAGGUUGUGGCCUCCUCACCUGACUUCACAAAGAGUCCAGUGAAGACGUCCACACUUGUCCAGAGAGGGGGGGAAAUGGUCAUGGAGUGCCGUCCCCAUGCUUCCCCCAGGGCCACCAUCUCCUGGCAGAGAGAUGGUGAACUCUUGAAAGACAGCAAGAGACAGACUAUCAUGGAGGAUGGCACUCUGCGUAUCACAAACAUCAGCAAGUCUGAUGGAGGGACGUAUACUUGUGUGGCCAGAAACCCUUUUGGAACAUCAAGCAGUUCAGGCAAGCUGGUGGUAAAAGAGCCAACCAAAAUCAUAGUUCCACCCUUGAGUUUGGAUGCCACAGUGGGUCAAAGCAUUGUUUUGCCAUGUGAAGUAUCUAGCGAUUUCUCCUUGGAUCCCAACUUCAAAUGGUUCCUUAAUGGGAAACCCAUUGAUUUCAGCAGACAGGACCAUUUUGAGAGGAUCGGAGGGGGAUCUUCAGGUGGGCUAAUGGUGAGAAACAUUCAGCUGAAGCACUCUGGGAAGUAUGUGUGUAUGGUAAACACUGCAGUCAACAGUGUUUCAGCAGCAGCAGAUCUUAUUGUAAGAGGGCCUCCCGGGGCCGCAGAAGGCCUGGUUGUGAGUGAGAUUACUGACAGCACUGUCAAACUCUCCUGGAGGCCUGGGCCUGACAACCACAGCCCUGUCACUAUGUACACCAUGCAGGCCAAGACCCCGUUCUCAAUAGGCUGGCAGACUGUCAAAACAGUCCCUGAUUUUGUACCUGGAGAGAUGUUGUAUGCAAUGGUAAAAGAGUUGAAUCCCUGGGUGGAUUAUGAAUUCAGGGUGGUGGCUACCAACAGCGUGGGUGUAGGAGAACCCAGCAUGCCAUCAAAACAGAUUCGAACAGAAGCAGCAGUUCCUGAAGUCUCACCUCUUAACGUGAGCGGUGGGGGAGGAAGUCAGGGAGAAGUCGUUAUCGUGUGGGAGCCAGUUCCAGAGGAGCAGCAGAAUGGAGAGGACUUUGGUUAUGUUGUGGCUUUCCGUCCGCUUGGAACAAACACUUGGAUCCAGACAGUUUUAGCUUCAUCCGAUGCAUCUAGAUAUGUUUACAGAAAUGACAGCACUGCGCCGUUGUCUCAGUUUGAAGUUAAAGUUGGAGUCUACAACGGCAUUGGAGAAGGGCCAUACAGCAGUGUCAUCACAGUGCUGUCUGCAGAAGAAGAGCCUUCAGAGGCACCAUCGAGGGUGUGGGCUCAGAGCGUUUCAGCAUCUGAGGUUGAGGUGUACUGGGAGCCAGUCCCCCCUGGGUCCAACAGUGGGAAGAUCACUGGAUAUGAGGUACUUUUGUGGGAGGAGGGGACUCAGGAGGGAGAAGCCCAGAAGACCAUGGUCACAGACACAGCAGCUCUGCUGUCCGGUCUGAAAGCAAGCACAGUCUACGUGAUCUCAGUCAGGGCCCAAAACAGUGCUGGAAUCGGACCCUCAAGCCCCGCUUUCAACAUCACCACCAAGAAACCUCCCCCAAGUCAGCCUCCAGGGAAUAUUGAGUGGAACUUGACCAAUUCCGGGAUCAUUCUAAAUUGGGAACAUGUCAAGGCGAUGGAAAAUGAGUCCGAGGUGACAGGAUACAAGAUUUCUUACCGUCAGAACUGGCAUGGCAGACCUAAGGUGCUAGAGACCAAUAAGACCAGUGUGGAGCUGCACAUCCCUCCUGCAGAGGACUACCUUGUUGAGAUCAAAGCUCUCACUGAUGGAGGUGAUGGCAGCAGUAGUGGUCUCAUCCGGGUACCAAAGAUGUCCAGUCUUAAUUCUAAAGGAAAUGUCAGUUCAAAUCCAAGGAAUAUUUUCUGUUUUCUGUUUAUUUUACUUUCAAUGUGGAUUUUGUAG